AUGGCUUUCCCCAAACAGAGUCAGGGUUUUAGUCUCUGGAUAUGUACACUGACGCUGGUCGUGUCUACAUUGGCCGAUCACUACAGUGAAAUGGGAGGAAUGGGUGGAAUGGGUGGCAUGGGAGGAGGAUCUUCCGGAGGAGGCAAAACCUGGUGCUGUGAAAAUGCUAACCUCAUAAAUGGACGAUGUGUGUGUAAAGCUAACUACAAAGGCGACAGCAAACAUCCCUGCGAUCAACCAUGCUGGGACAAAUGUGGACCGAAUUCUGUUUGUGACGUGCAGGAAUUCGUAUGUCACUGUAAAAAAGGCUACGUUGGUGAUCCCUACUCAAGCAUGGGAUGUGAUGUACCAUGCGGUGGUAAAUGUAUCGCUAAUGCCUUCUGUAAUAAAAUAACCAAUCAGUGUGAAUGUAAGGAAGGCUACAGUGGAAGUGCUAUAACCAAAUGUUACAUCCCCUGUGAUAAUAAAUGUAAGGCUAACUCCUACUGCCGGGAAUCAGACAAUAAAUGUGUGUGUAAUACCGGAUACCUUGGAAACCCUUACAAGGGAUGUGAACUUCCAUGUGGCGGCAGUUGUCCAUCAAACUCCUACUGCGAUAUAAAAACUAACAAAUGUGCCUGUAACAAAGGUUACAUUGGUAAUCCCUACAAGGAUGGUUGUGAAGUUCCAUGUGGAGGAAAAUGUGUUUUCAACGCCUUCUGCAAAAACAAAGACAACAAGUGUUACUGUAAUCCUGGACUGGUGGGAGACCCCUACACAAGAUGUGCCAAACCAUGUGACGACGCCUGUAAGGAGAACGCUUACUGUAACAAGAAAGACAACAAAUGUUACUGUAAUAGGGGAUAUAUAGGAGUACCAACUGUAGGCUGUAGAAAACCAUGUGACGACAGAUGUGCUAAGACUGCCUACUGUGAUACAGACAACAAAUGUAAAUGCAGGGAAGGUCUGGUUGGAGAUCCAUACGUCAAAUGUGGAAAGCCAUGUGACGGAAAAUGUAAGAAGAACGCUUACUGUGAUAGCGGCAGUAACCGAUGUCGCUGCAACAAGGGAUUUGUCGGAGAUCCUUAUAAGGGAUGUGAUGUACCAUGUAGAGGGAAAUGUAGAGAGAACGCUUUCUGUAACAGCAAUAACGAGUGUGAAUGUAAAGCUGGAUUUAUCGGAGAUCCGUACAAGGGAUGUAGCGAGCCAAGCGUUUUCUCUCUCGUACGCCCUAGUUAUUCUGUAGAGGAAAAUAUCGGUCAGGUACAGAUAGAAGUCGUGAGGACAAAGGGAAGUUCAGGAACGUAUGUUGUAUCAUGGAAAAGCAACGACGGCACUGCCGUGCAGAAGAAAGACUACCUUGGCACCAAGGGAACAGUCAAUUUCAAGAGCGGAGUUUCAAGUCAAAAAAUCAGUAUCAAAAUUGUUAAUGAUAAGAUUUACGAACCUAAUGAGUCAUUUACAGUAUCUCUAACAGAUGUUACCACUGGUGGAUCUCUCGGAUCACUUACAACCACUACUGUAACAAUUAAGAAUGAUGAUGCACCCUGUGGAGGACCCUGUAAAGCCAACGAACAUUGUGACAUGCAGUCUCAGGAAUGUGUCUGUAACAUGGGUUACAUCCUGUACAAAAAAGCCUGCACUCUGCCAUGUGGUGGACCAUGUGGACCUAACGAACGAUGUAAUCGUCCCUCCAACAAAUGCGUGUGUAUCACCGGAUAUAUGUCAUACAAAGGCUCGUGUGUAUUGCCAUGUGGAGGACCAUGUGGACCUAACGCUUACUGUGACAAGAACAAGAACCAGUGUGUUUGUAACAAAGGCUACUUACUGUAUCAUGGAUCAUGUGUCUUGCCAUGCGGAGGACCAUGUGGACGCAAUGCAUAUUGUGACAAGUCCAGCAACCAGUGUGUCUGCAACAAGGGAUACGUCCUGUUCCAUGGAUCUUGUACUCUCCCAUGCGGAGGAAAAUGCCCACCCAAUUCCCGCUGUGACUCAGUGACAAACCAGUGUGUAUGCGUCAAAGGAUAUAUCUUCUUCUCAGGUUCCUGUCAAUUGCCCUGUGGUGGACCUUGUGGCAAGAACGCAUAUUGCGAUCAACAUUCCAACCAAUGCGUUUGUAAUACAGGAUAUGUUAUAUUCAAAGGCUCAUGUACACUGCCUUGCGGAGGACCUUGCAAAGGUAAUGCUUACUGUGACCAAAGCAGCAACCAGUGUGUAUGUAACCAAGGUUAUAUGCUAUACAAAGGAUCGUGUGUCUUGCCAUGCGGAGGACCAUGUGGGCCCAACGCUUACUGUGAUAAAUCUAGAAACCAAUGUGUCUGUAACCAAGGGUAUUUCCUUUUCCAUGGAUCAUGUACAUUGCCCUGUGGAGGAUCAUGUGGACCCAACUCCUAUUGUGACAAGUCCAGUAAUCAGUGUGUCUGUAACAAGGGAUACAUGUUGUUCCACGGAUCCUGUGUCUUACCGUGUGGAGGAGCCUGUGGAACCAAUGCGUACUGUGAUAAAGGAAUCAACCGGUGUGUCUGUAAUACAGGAUAUAUCCUCUAUCAUGGAACAUGUACACUACCAUGUGGAGGACCAUGUGGAAAGAAUGCAUAUUGUGAUCGCUUAUCCAACCAAUGUGUCUGUAACCAGGGAUACUCAUUGUAUCAGGGAACUUGUAUCUUGCCAUGCGGUGGGCCAUGUGGACCAAAUGCUCGAUGUGACCUCAUCUCUAACAAGUGUGUCUGUUACCAAGGAUACGUCCUGUUCAAAGGAUCCUGUGUCUUGCCAUGUGGAGGACCUUGUCUACCAAAUGCUUUCUGUAACAAAGUCACCAACCAAUGCGAAUGUAACAAGGGAUUUAUGCUAUACCACGGACAAUGUACCCUGCCAUGCGGAGGACCAUGUGGACCCUACUCUUAUUGUGACAAAGGCAGGAACCAGUGUGUCUGUAACAAGGGAUAUGUUCUGUUCCACGGAACCUGCACUCUGCCAUGUGGUGGAAAGUGUUCACCCAAUGCUUAUUGUAACGAGGCCAGCAAUAGGUGCCAGUGUAACCAAGGAUACGUAGGAGACGCAUACCAGGGAGGAUGUCAUCUUCCAAGUGUGAUUCAGUUUGUCCGAAGCAGCUACUCAGUGAAGGAAGGCAUUUCAAAACAGGUAGUGAUCGAGUUAGAAAGGACUGGUGGAACGUAUGGAUCUGUUACAGUCAGCUGGGUUACUCGAGACAUCACCGCUAAUUACGGCAGGGACUUUUCCAAUAACCAAGGAUCUGUCACAUUUAACAGUGGUUCAAAAUCAGAGUCUCUCUCUAUAGAUAUCGUCAACGAUCAGGUUUACGAACAAACUGAAACGUUCUCCGUGAGUCUAACCAUGCUCUCAGUUUCCGUUGGAGCGUCCAUUGGUAGUAGAAGAGUGGUAACAGUCACAAUCCAGGAUGACGACAAGCCAUGUGGAGGACCAUGUGGUCCCAAUGCCCGCUGCGACAUGAUGUCCCAGAAAUGUGUCUGUAACACAGGAUACAUCUUAUUCAAAGGCUCAUGUUCACUCCCUUGUGGUGGACCUUGUAAACAAAAUGCAUACUGCAACCGACAAACCAAUCAGUGUGUCUGUAAUACCGGAUAUUCACUCUAUCACGGAUCGUGCGUUUUUCCCUGUGGAGGACCUUGUGGACCUAACGCUCGCUGUGAUAAGGUUUCCAAUCAGUGUGUCUGUAACCAAGGAUACUUCCUUUACCAUGGUUCCUGCACUCUGCCAUGUGGGGGACCAUGCGGACCUUACGCUCGUUGUGACAAAGCUAGCAACCAGUGUGUCUGUAACACAGGAUACUUCCUCUACCACGGAUCAUGCGUCUUGCCUUGUGGAGGACCAUGCGGACCUAACGCUCGCUGUGACAAAGCCAGCAACCAGUGUGUCUGCAACACAGGAUACUUCCUCUACCACGGAUCUUGCACUCUGCCAUGUGGCGGACCUUGUGGACCUAACGCUCGUUGUGACAAAGCUAGCAACCAGUGUGUCUGUAACACGGGAUAUUUCCUUUACCACGGUUCAUGCGUCCGUCCAUGUGGAGGACCAUGCGGACCAAACGCUCGUUGUGACAAAGCUAGCAACCAGUGUGUCUGUAACACAGGAUACUUUCUUUACCACGGAUCAUGCGUCUUGCCUUGCGGAGGACCAUGCGGACCUAACGCUCGUUGUGACAAAGUCAGAAACCAGUGUGUCUGUAACACAGGAUAUGUCCUGUAUCAUGGAUCUUGUACCCGUCCAUGUGGAGGACCAUGUGGACCAAACGCUCGUUGUGACAAGGCUAGCAACCAGUGUGUCUGUAACACAGGAUACUUCCUCUACCACGAAUCAUGCGUCUUGCCUUGCGGAGGACCAUGCGGACCUAACGCUCGUUGUGACAAAGUCAGAAACCAGUGUGUCUGUAACACAGGAUAUGUCCUGUAUCAUGGAUCUUGUACCCGUCCAUGUGGAGGACCAUGCGGACCAAACGCUCGUUGUGAUCAGUCAUCCAAUCAGUGUGUCUGUAACACAGGAUACGUCCUCUACCAUGGAUCAUGUACAAUUCCUUGCGGAGGACGUUGUGGAUCUAACGCCUAUUGCGACAAAGUCAGAAACCAGUGUGUCUGUAACACAGGAUAUUACCUUUAUCAUGGAUCAUGUGUCUUGCCAUGCGGAGGACCUUGUGGACCUAACGCUCGCUGUGACAAGGUUUCCAAUCAGUGUGUCUGUAACCAAGGAUACGUACUGUUCAAGGGAUCUUGCACCCUUCCCUGUGGAGGACAUUGUGGAUCUAACGCCUAUUGUGAUAAGAGUAGGAACCAGUGCGUCUGUAACACGGGAUAUUACCUUUAUCAUGGUUCAUGUGUCCUGCCUUGUGGAGGACAAUGUGGACCAAACUCCCGAUGUGAUCGCUCAACCAAUCAGUGUGUCUGUAACACAGGAUACGUCCUCUAUCACGGAUCGUGUACUUUGCCUUGUGGAGGACAAUGUGGACCAAACUCACGAUGUGAUCGCUCAACCAACCAGUGUGUCUGUAACACAGGAUACGUCCUCUAUCACGGAUCGUGUACUCUGCCGUGUGGUGGACAUUGUGGAUCUAACGCCUAUUGUGAUAAAGUCAGGAACCAAUGUGUCUGUAACACAGGAUUCGUCCUCUACCACGGAUCAUGUACCCUACCAUGUGGUGGCCCAUGUGGACCUAACGCUCGAUGUGACAAGAGCUCAAACCAGUGUGUUUGUAAUUCAGGAUACGUUCUUUUCCAGGGAUCUUGCACCCGUCCAUGUGGAGGACCAUGUGGACCUAACGCUCGUUGUGACAAAGCAAGCAACCAGUGUGUCUGUAACACAGGAUACUUCCUCUACCACGGAUCAUGCGUCUUGCCUUGUGGAGGACCAUGCGGACCUAACGCUCGCUGUGACAAAGCCAGCAACCAGUGUGUCUGUAACACAGGAUACUUCCUCUACCACGGAUCUUGUACUCUGCCAUGCGGAGGACCAUGUGGGCCUAACGCUUACUGUAACAAAGGGUCCAACCAGUGUGUCUGCAACACGGGAUACGUUCUUUACCACGGAUCUUGUACUUUACCCUGUGGAGGACAAUGUGGACCUAACGCCUAUUGCGACAAGGGCAGAAACCAGUGUGUCUGUAACACGGGAUACGUUCUGUACCACGGAUCUUGUACCCUACCUUGUGGGGGACAAUGUGGACCGAAUGAAUCUUGUGACAGUGUAUCUAAUCAGUGCAUGUGUAACCCAGGGUACAAGAGAUAUCACGGUGGACCAUGCUCUUUGCCAUGCGGCGGCCCCUGUGGACCCAAUGCCUACUGUAACCUAGGCUCCAACCAAUGUAUCUGUAACUCAGGGUACUUCUUGUAUCGGGGAACAUGCUCCCUACCUUGUAACGGAGCUUGUGUGUACAACGCCUAUUGUGACAAAGCUAGCAACGAAUGUAAAUGUAACCAGGGCCUCGUAGGCGACCCAACCAAGAAAUGCGGAAUUCCAUGUGAUGGACGGUGCGGAUCAUUCCCACAUUCUCACUGUGACCACAGCACGAACAGGUGUGCAUGUGACACUGGAUACACCGGAAAUCCAUACGGAAGUCUCGGAUGUGUAUGUGACCACAGUGGAGGUGGCCGUUAUUAA
Messenger RNA from Ylistrum balloti, 6108 nucleotides. Its product is annotated as multiple epidermal growth factor-like domains protein 6. Gene Ontology annotation, molecular function: scavenger receptor activity. Gene Ontology annotation, cellular component: membrane. The record is from RefSeq and is a predicted model, not a curated record. Lineage: Eukaryota; Metazoa; Mollusca; Bivalvia; Pectinida; Pectinidae. Bases 1 to 6108 code for a protein of 2035 amino acids. Gene Ontology annotation, biological process: cell communication. The transcript has 56 exons.